Dissoconium aciculare CBS 342.82 is the source of this 497-nucleotide messenger RNA. RefSeq lists its product as uncharacterized. The coding region runs from base 23 to 268 and encodes 81 amino acids. The record is from RefSeq and is a predicted model, not a curated record. NCBI's taxonomy places the organism in Eukaryota, Fungi, Ascomycota, Dothideomycetes, Mycosphaerellales, Dissoconiaceae. The transcript is spliced from 2 exons.
CUAUUGGGGGACCGAUAUGUAGAUGAUGGUUUGUCCAUUUUUAUUUCUUCUGGCCAAUUUGACGCCGAAUCAUGAAUUAUUACGUACGUGGAGGGAAAAUUUGAUGAUGCAUGCCCAGCGCAUCCGAACAUUGAUGGGAAGGACAUGUCUCGACUCCGCCAGAAACCACUACUGGGCAGACGACCACAUAUCACCCCACGCCUGUACUCCAGGGCUAUCACACCUAGACAUGCCCAAGAAAGGCACGCAACAGCAGAUCCACUCCUAGCGAGUGUUACAUUGUCCACUACACUGACGAUGGCUUCAAGACGGAAAAGACUAGAGGAGGGGGGAACAAGCGACGGUCGGACUUCAGAAUGAUGCAAACAUGAAACCUUGCUUCUUUCCGCCGCCGUCAGCCGUUAAGCCGCUCCCGUUGCAGCCGCCAUUGAUGUCUCACAUACGACACGAGUCUCGAUCGGUGAUGAAUCCGCACAAAUCUCGCGUCCUUGCCAGCC